This is a messenger RNA of Hydractinia symbiolongicarpus, 1274 nucleotides long. RefSeq names its product insulinoma-associated protein 1-like. The transcript has a single exon. The record is from RefSeq and is a predicted model, not a curated record. The coding region runs from base 1 to 1167 and encodes 388 amino acids. Gene Ontology annotation, molecular function: DNA-binding transcription factor activity. NCBI's taxonomy places the organism in Eukaryota, Metazoa, Cnidaria, Hydrozoa, Anthoathecata, Hydractiniidae.
AUGCCAAAGUCAUUUCUUGUUCGCAAAUACUCCAAGAGAUUAUCAGUGCAUCUUUUUAAUGAUGACGUCUCUCACUGCGACAACGUUAUGUUUCAGAGCAAAAAGCAGAAGACUUUGUCCACUGGUUGCGCGUGUAGCGACGAUGAGGCGGUUUGUCACCGCAAGUGCUCAAAUGAAAUAAACGUGGAGUCCGCAGAUAAACAAAAGAGUAGAAGUUCUCAAAAUCAAAAAUUAGAUCUAAAGGCGUUGUUUCUUAACAGCAUUCCAGUAUCAAAACCAUUCGGCUUAUACUACAUAGAGAAAAACCAAUGGGAACAGAAAAAUAAAGUCAAACCUAAUGAAAAUAAAAGUAAUGGGAAAAUCUCUCCUACGUUGCCAAAAUUUAAAGGUCCUUUACCACAAUCGAGUUUUAACUGUCAACUCUGCAAAGGAGCGUACCAAGAUGCUUUAUCAUUGGCUCAGCAUAAAUGUUCGGCCAUCAAGCAUGUCGAGUACCGUUGUCCAGAAUGCGACAAAGUGUUCAGUUGUCCCGCAAACUUAGCAUCGCAUCGUAGAUGGCACCGUCCGCGUUCGCCUACAACGAAUAGACCUCGUAAAAACGAUAAAAAUAAGAAGUCUUUGAAGUCGGAAACGAAAAACCGAAACUUAAAUAGACAGCUUACAAUGGCGGGCUAUAAUGAAUCGCUUAGGUGGAAUAAUGUGACCAAGUUAAAUUUACAACGUAAAAAGUAUUUGUAUCAGCAAAAAGAUUAUUACGAAUCCCGCCUCUUUCGCAGCACGAGUUCUCCCAGUGAUCCGUUUUCUCGAACUGCAAGAAUCGGUAGCGAAAAUUCGGAAGAAUCGGAUGAAGAUGAACGUUAUAUUGAUGUCGGGCGAAAGGAGAGCGAGAAAUGCUUUCAAUGCGAUGACUGCGGAGAGCGGUUUGAUAAUCAUUCGCGACUUAAGAAACAUCAGGAUCUUCAUGCUUCGCUUAACCAACUUUAUCCUUGUCAAUAUUGUGGAAAGUGCUUUAAAUAUCUUGCUGAUCGAGCAAACCAUGUGCUGAGUCAUGUUCAAGAUGGAGUUUUACCGAAUGGUAGUUUUGGAAGAUAUCCUUGUCUCCGCUGCUCGUCAAGUUUCUUCGAUGCUAACAGUUUGCGGAGACACAUGCUGGAAAGCCAUAACUAGACGUUUUGUUCCUAAAAACAUGUUUUGUGUUACGUAGGAACUUUAUAUUUAAUUGUUUGUAAAUAAAUAUAUAUUUUUUUAAAAAUAAAAAUCAAACAUGUGUAUAA